Molecule: messenger RNA, 593 nt
Organism: Episyrphus balteatus (marmalade hoverfly)
Lineage: Eukaryota; Metazoa; Arthropoda; Insecta; Diptera; Syrphidae
Exons: 2
Coding region: 264-497 (77 amino acids)
Source: RefSeq, a predicted model, not a curated record
AAUGUAUAUCGGCAGCAGAGAACAAGCAAACAUUUCAGCAGAGCAGUCAACGCCCGGUCGCAAUAUUGAGAUGAAUUUGAAAUUCAGUAAGAAAUAAAAAUUUAGAACAUUCGCGCCGUGACUGAUCGCCACAAAAAAAAUAAUAAAAAGUGUUCGUAUAGAAAAAGAUCAGUAUUUUGGAGUCUGGACGCGUUAGACAACACAAAAAACCUGUUCUCAAAAUUCAAAAAAGCUCUUUCAAAUUUUUUAGCGAACCGAUAAACAUGACAGAAGUUCAGACAACUCUUGUGGAAGAUGAGCCAGUGCCAAUUAGAUUGCUCGUAGCCCCAAAAGUAUUCUACUUUGCAGUUGGUCCAAAUUCACAUGAGGUCACUUGUCCAUUUUGUAAGGUCCAGGGCAAGACCACCGUGAGGAGGAAAUACCUUAGAUGUUAUCGCCAACAUUACUGUUCCAGUUGUGGCGAAUAUCUGGGCACUUUUCGCCGGCCACAACUUUAGAGAUAUAAUAUUUUUUUCUAUGCAAAUUUGAUAUUAUUUUUACGCUUCUCAAAAAAAAAAUAAAUAAAAAUAAAAACGCUUUAUCCAAAAGAUACA